Messenger RNA from Fusarium tjaetaba, 1662 nucleotides. RefSeq names its product L-gulonolactone oxidase. The transcript has a single exon. The record is from RefSeq and is a predicted model, not a curated record. Gene Ontology annotation, cellular component: membrane. Lineage: Eukaryota; Fungi; Ascomycota; Sordariomycetes; Hypocreales; Nectriaceae. Bases 1 to 1662 code for a protein of 553 amino acids. Gene Ontology annotation, molecular function: FAD binding; D-arabinono-1,4-lactone oxidase activity.
AUGGAUCUCCAAAGCCUUUCUGCAGCAGAGCUCGUUCAAAAGUUUGACAAUGAUCGAACAAACCCCACCCUCGCUGAAGAAAUUCACCGUCGAACAAUCGACCCCUCUCUGAACGGGGAAUUAUUCCAAGAAAUCAAGAACCUUAAAGACUCUAUUGAAGGAGUUCCCAAGCCUCCCGGCGACGAGUUUGUAAGACCUCGACCUGGUCCUAAAACCUCAUGGGAGAAUUGCAUUGGCCAGCAGAAAUGCACCCCCAAAUUCUUGCGCCAUCCCAAAGGUCUAUCGGAUCUUAUCCAAGCUGUCAAGGAUGGUAGAGAGCAAAAGCUCAAUGUUAGAGCUGUCGGUUCGGGACAUUCGUUCUCGAAUAUUUGCCCUACUGAUGGGAUUCUUCUUGACCCUCAUGGCAUGAAUAAGUUCUUGAAGCUGAACUCUGAGACUUUGAAAGAACCUUCUAAAGGUUCGGAUCAUGUUCUGGUGGAGAGUGGAAUCACGAUCAAAGAUUUGAACUCGCAGCUCGAUAAGAUGAGCAAAGCUCUUGCGACGAUGGGCGCGUAUGACGGACAGACUCUUGUCGGAGCUAUUACAACUGGCACUCAUGGCAGUGGAAAAGAUUCUGGAAAUCUCGCCAGUCUCGUCCGAGCUAUCAUCCAUGUUUCUGAGACUGGAAAGGUUUAUCAGAUUGAACCCAAGGAUGGCAUCACAGAUCCCGCCAAGUUUGUCCCGGGCGAUGCUCAGGAACUUAAGCAGGAUGAUGAUUGGUUUCAGGCAGCUCUCAUCUCAAUGGGCUGUCUCGGCCUUGUCUACUCUUACAUCAUCGAAGUGGUGCCCACGUUCUUUCUUAGCGAAGUCCGCUCAUUGACGACUUGGCAAGACUACAAGUCCCAACUCGCAGGGGGUCUUGCAUCUGCCCCUCUUCAGAAUCACUACUUCGAGAUUGAUCUAAACCCCUAUGAGACACUCGGCCGCAACGUCGCCGUCACCACCAUCCGGACAUGCUCAAACGCUACAAAACGCGAAGGCAGUCGAGGCUUCGACAACUGGCUCGCCGGCCUUCUCGCACAGCACCACUGGGUCGAAGACAUCCUCGUCUGGAUCCUCAACCGGUGGCCGCUCCACAGCCCAGGCAUAAUCACCACAGCCAUGAAGAGCCUCCCCGUGAAGCACUACAUCGACAAGAGCUUCAAAGUCCUCAACAUCGGCGCCGUCGACGACGUAAAAGCCUACGCCAUGGAACUAUCCUUCGACGCCAACAAGGAUAUCGUCUCCAUUGUGGACCGCAUCCUCGCGCUGUUCCAGAAAGCAGCGUCUGAGAAGAAGUGGUUCUUGGCGGGGCCGUUUGCGUUGAGGUUUGUUAAAGAGUCUAGUGCGUUUUUGGCACCGCAGCAGGGGAGGACGACGAUGAUGGUUGAGAUGGAUAUGUUGUUUGGGGUCAAGACUGGGGAGGAGUUGUUGAAGUUUAUGAGGGCAGAGUUGUGUGAGGGGGAGGAGGGCGAGGGUGUCAGAGUUCAUUGGGGGUUGGAUUUGGAUACUGUGAAGAAGGGAGACUUGGAAAAGAUGUAUCCUGAGUCGGAGAGGUGGUUGGCUGUUUAUAGGGAGUUGAACUCGACCGGGAUUUGGAACAGUCCUUUCACGGAGCGUCUGGGGAUUUCUAUGCCCAUGUAA